Larimichthys crocea (large yellow croaker) is the source of this 6245-nucleotide messenger RNA. It is a transcript of the gene col25a1, whose product is annotated as collagen type XXV alpha 1 chain. Bases 525 to 2597 code for a protein of 690 amino acids. NCBI's taxonomy places the organism in Eukaryota, Metazoa, Chordata, Actinopteri, Sciaenidae. The record is from RefSeq and is a predicted model, not a curated record. The transcript has 38 exons.
CAACUAAUGGCGAACGCUCUCGACUGCCAGAGCUCAAAAGGAGCGGGUCAAUAAAUUAUGUUAAUCAGUUAGGACAGAUUGGAGGCGUGUUGUUGCCGUAAUGAGGGGGAGCAUGCCUGCACCGUGGAAAAGCUUUUCGCUCCGAGUGGUAACGCUGUCUCCACUACAUGCGCGCUGCCUUCUAUUUCCCCAGCCUCUCUUUCUACUUUAUUGUGCAUAAUAGCAAUUUCCUCCGCAGUAGCACUGCUGUGCAAGGCUCGGUGCAACAAGUUUGCAGGAGCCACAACACGCCGUCAGACAGGUUGACUUGCUUUUUGGCUGGAGCGGAGUGGAGCGCCACUCAUCUAUCUGUCGCUGUCACCACAAAGUCACUGGACGUGAACGCCGCGUCGCAGGCAUACACACACACACACACAUACACACAGAUACAUACACACACGCACACAGAGAGAAGAGUGUGCCAUAAAUUCGUGACUCCGCGCCAGAUGCAGUUUGCUUCCAACAGCGCGUGUAGUUGUAGUUAAAUGGAGAUCGCGGAGGCAAGAGGAGCAUCUAAGUGCGUGGAAAAAAUGGAGAAAGAAGUGGCGCCUCAGAAGCGACAAUAUUACCGCACAACAGUGCUGAACAUAAUCUCGUCUUUAUGUUCAGUGGCGUCCGUCGCCUUUUGCAUUCUUCUGAGCAUUAACGCAGCUGAUAUUAAGAACCGGGUUGUGGAUUUGGAGAGUGGGAAUGGCGAGCACACCUUUCUCCGCGUCCCCGGCUACUCCAUGGAUGAUUUUAAUUCAUUGAUUGAGCAAAGAGUGGAUGAGCUGCUCUCUCAGCGCUCCUAUGAGAAUUUUGUCAAGAUCCGGACUGCCAGACAAGCAUCACCUGAAUGCAACUGCCCCCCAGGACCUCCGGGAAAGCGAGGAAGAAGAGGACGCAAUGGAGAACCUGGACCUCCUGGCCCUCCUGGUCCGAAGGGUGAAAAGGGGGAUCAAGGCGACCAGGGACCACGGAUGGUCUUCCCUAAGAUCAAUCAUGGCUUUCUUUCCGCUGACCAGCAGCUCAUAAAGCGGCGGCUCAUUAAGGGAGAUCAAGGGCAAGCAGGACCACCUGGGCCUCCUGGGCCACCGGGCCCUCCUGGGCCAAGGGGGCCUCCAGGGGACACUGGGAAAGAUGGGCCCAGAGGAGUCCCUGGUCUACCAGGUGAUCCAGGGGAGCCUGGAGAAACAGGACCGACGGGGCCUGAGGGUCCAGAAGGGCAGAAGGGUUCAUUCGGCCUUCCAGGUGUUCCAGGUGUUGACGGGCUGAAGGGGGAUGUUGGCAUCCCAGGAUUGGACGGUAUCCCCGGAGCCAAGGGUGAAAUGGGAGAGCGAGGUGAAAAGGGCGAUAUGGGUGAAGAAGGGCCGAAAGGUGAUAUGGGAGAGAAGGGAGAUGCAGGCUCCUCUGCAGCAGGCAUCAAGGGUGAACCUGGAGAGCCUGGACGAAGUGGACAUAAGGGAGAGCCAGGACUUCCAGGGCUGCCUGGACUCCCAGGGAUAAAGGGUGAGCCUGGAUUCCUCGGUCCCCAGGGAGAACCAGGGCUUCCAGGACUCCCAGGAACUAAGGGUGAGAGAGGCGACCAUGGGCCACCAGGAAAGGGUGAAAGAGGAGAAAUUGGACCCCUUGGACCAAAGGGUUCACAAGGAGAGGCCGGUACACCUGGUCCUAAAGGGUCAAAGGGGGAGACUGGUGAUAAAGGAGACUUGGGAUCUAUUGGCCCGAAGGGCCCCCCUGGGCAGAAAGGAGACCAAGGAGCCACUGAAAUCAUUGACUACAAUGGAAACAUUCAGGAGGCUUUACAGAAGAUUACCACUAUUACAGUAACGGGUCCUCCUGGACCUCCUGGGCCAAUUGGACCAGAGGGUGUAAAGGGCGAUCGUGGCAUGCCUGGUCUCCCUGGACUCGAUGGUGAAAGAGGCUACAAAGGUUCCAAAGGAGACAUGGGAAUGCCUGGAGCUUCAGGGGACAAAGGAGGAACUGGUUUACCCGGCCUACCUGGUGUCAAUGGGGUAAAAGGAGACAAAGGAGAUUCAGGUUUACCUGGCCCUCAAGGUCCUUCAAUCAGCGGCCCCCCAGGACCACUAGGGCCCCAUGGACCCCCAGGACCCAUGGGCCCCCAUGGUUUUCCUGGACCAAAGGGAGAACCUGGUUUGCAUGGUGUAAAGGGUAUCCGAGGGGAACCAGGACACAAAGGGGACCGUGGACCACUUGGUCUCCCUGGAGCCUCCGGCUUGGACGGCAAGCCCGGAUUUAGGGGCACGGAUGGGCCUUCAGGUCCAGCUGGUCCAGCUGGGCCAAAGGGUGACAUGGGUGAGAGAGGACUUCAAGGCGAGCCAGGACCAAGAGGACCCUAUGGGCUACCUGGAGCUGCCGGAACACCAGGCUUGGAUGGGUUGCCAGGCUUAAGGGGAGAGAAGGGCGACGAUGGGGAAAGAGGAGAAAAGGGGGAGAAGGGAAAGAAGGGCAAAAAAGGGCCUAAGGGCGAGAAAGGAGAACAGGGUGCCCCUGGAUUAGAUGCACCCUGCCCAUUGGGCCCAGAUGGAUUACCAAUGCCUGGUUGCUGGCAGAAGUGAUCACUCUAACCCGAAACGCAUGGAGUUUGUAAAUAAUGCUUCUUUUUUGGUAUUUAUAGUUUUUUUUAAUGGAUAAAAAAAAGUCUAAAAGAAAAGAAGUCUAUGUGUACAAUGCUACAAAAAGAGAUAACCGUCCCGAGUUUCACGCCCUACGCUGCUUCUACUCACAUCACCGUGUGGAAAAAAAACAAAAAAAACAUGUGUGUCCGCCCUCUCACAUCCACAUCGUGGUGGAGUUCAGAUCCUUGGCUGGCGCCAGAACUUGUCUCUGUAGUCUUUGCAUGGCUCAGACUGGAGCAUCGCAGCCCGGCCAGAUUCACAAGGGUGGAAAGGAGACGAGAGGAGGAGGAGGAGGAGGAGGAAGUGGAGCAGUGGGGAUCUGGACUGGCUCUCUAACACCAAACGCUAGGUGUUUUGUGUUGUUUUGUCUCAACAAGAUCACCACCCAUUCAUGCAGCACCAUUUUAUAAAAGACAAAAAAAAUAAUAGAAAAAGGACUGUGCCAAACAGAACAUUGCACCCCUGACCCUGCAAAAGCAUGAGUAGUAUACUGAAACUAUAUUUAUAUGUAUUGUACAUAAAUGUCACUGUUUUGUGGUUGCGUCAUGGCUUCUACAGAAAAGAAACACUAACAAAAAAACAACAACAACAACAACAACCCCAGAGCUCUGAAUUAGUAAUUUUUUGCUUUCCUUUAAUCUUCCCAAGGGAGUCACACCAUGGCUGGUAGCCUGAAAAUCCCCAGAAAGCUGUUAAAGCUGUUGGUUAUUGUUGCUUUAUUGUGGUGAUGCCUGCAAAGAGGGUAUGAUAUCAGCAGGUUUUCACUGUUGCACUCACUUGGCUCAGCAUCAUCAUCAUCAAUAAGUGUGGUGCCUCCCAACAGCCACACGUCUCCGGACAAGAGGGGAGAACUUAGCAGGCUGGCUGCACUGACAGGAAAACAAAUCAGGCUCACGUGGAUUUGAGAUCGCCGGCCUGCUCUGGGACCCCCUUUGAACACAGGCAUGGUUUCUGCAGGAGAGACGCCAAGAGUCUCAUCGAUCUCCAUCGAGAUCAGCUGGAGCAUCUGCCUCUCCUGACAGGCAACGCGUCAUGGUCUACUGAGAGCGUUAACAGAAUGCAAUCAUGUUUCUUUUUUCUUUAUUUUGUUUCUGCUCUCAUUUUUUUUAAUCGUUUGUAUUUUGUGUAUUAUAGCCUUUGGUGCCUCAAGCUUUUAUUCAUUCCUUUAUCAUAAAUGUACAACUUUAUAUCAUAUUUUGAAUUACUGGAAUGGUGUUUGUUUCAGAAGAGUAAGCUUUGUUUGGUGGGAAAAAAAAAAAGUUGUGAGAGUAUUGAAAGACACACAUUGCGCACUGUUUUUCAUAUGAAUUGUUUUCACAGGAUGUUGAAAUGGCAUGUAGGUUAUAGCUUCACCUGAGCAUACAGUAAGACUACAUCCAUCAUGACUGUACAGCCUCUGAUCUUACUCAUGGUUGUGAUGAAGCUCGGUGUUUGUGCAAAACACAUCCAGCAUUGUAACAAAUAUGCUACUUGUUCAUUCUUGACUUGUUGUAUGGGAUGUUAAUUGUACAGUGUUGUCAAUUCACUGCAUGUACACAAUUUAUUACUUAUGGAUUUCUUAAAUGUUGAAAAUAAGCAUUGAUUUGAGCAAGUGUAUGAGAAACUUAAAGCAUUGUUUCAGGGUUGGGGUUCAGAUUUAUCUGAGUUUAUAUUUCGAUUAAGGCAGAUUACGUUGAACAGAACAAUCUUAGAUGCAUCACACUGCUCUUUUACACCUCAUGUAUUGUCUUAAACAUAUGGAAAACAUGUAUUACAGCGCAAGAAAAGCGACACAGUUAAUUGGUAAACUUCCAUUAAUACACCACAGUCAAACCGGUGGCCAGUUAUGUCACAUUCCAUAUCAGAUGGAGCAAAAAGUGGAGCAGGAGGUCACCAUAGUUUAUUCAUCUUUUCAUGUUUCUUAUAUUCAUAUUGCCUUCUGACAUAGUGGGUGCUAUGCAAGGUGAUACUCUGUACUUCUUUUUUUUUUUUUUUUUAAAUAUGCAUGAAUGAUUUACUGUAAGGGCCGAUGUGAAAAACCAACAUUUUGUUGUGAUGUAACAGCAACCACAGGUGGACUGGAGAUUUGUUCCCAUAUGGUUUCUGUUUGAUUGUACAGUUGAUCUCAUCGUUACAGAAAAUGGAUGCACAUCUGUAUAGACUAUAAUGGUGCUAUCUGAUAGUAGGUCAACAGCAGCUCAGUUGAUUCACUCUACCAGUGGCAAGAACUACACAACAGGUUUCUUUAUUGUUGUUGGGGUUUUAUGUAUGUAACAAUUAAGUUUUUUUUUUGUGUGCAUAUAUUUGUGUAUUUGUCUCAGUAUUUUAAGUGAUACAUUAUUUAUUUUUCUAUAAUUUCUUAAAUGAAGGCAUUUUGGUUUUAAACAGCAUUCCUUUCAGUUGCUUUUGAUAUCAGUUCCCGCUGCGUCACUGUUGAUAUUAUGAAGAAUUUUGAAUCAUGCUAAGGCAUCACAGAAUAGUUAUGCAGUGUGGGGGUAGGUGGACAUUUACAAAUUACAGACCAGUGUGUAUUCACUUUCAUUCAUCUUAUAGGCCUUACAAUGGAAUACAUCUGCUUUUAUUUAAUUUUGUGUGUCAAAAAGCUAACUAUGACAACAGCGUACUGAUAAGCCUGAUUGACAGGCAGACUGCAUCAAAGUUAAAUAAUGCAGCUUUUUCUCACACUUUCUCUUUUCUCUGUCUCUCUUUACAUUGAAUGUAGUUUGAUAUAUGUAUAGUGGAUUAUUAAUGUACUGUUAAAAUGUGUGCUCAUUUGACAAGAAGUGCAAUUUAUACUUUGGUUAAUGUGCGUAGCAUCAAAUGUAGCUGAAACGUCACAUCAUUGUGAUUUCUAGAGCUCCAUUUGCUCAGUCAUGCUACCCUGUAUACCACUACCUGGAAAGAAAAUGUUUAUUUACCAGAAAAGAAAGAAAAGAAACAAAACUAUAAACAUGGACCUUUCAUUAAAUAUCAGUUUUUGAUUGGUUUAAAUAUUUCCUCAAAUACUGUUCCUCUACUCAUGUUUUUCCAUUACUUAAUAUUUACUAAUCUUUGCGUUGAGUUUUUUUAUUUUUUUUUAUUUUGUGUUUUGAUUUCCAGCCUUUGUUACAGUAUUUGUUGUCAUAAAUUGCUGUAUCUUUAGCAUGUGCAGCUAAUUUUUUAAUUGAUUUUUUUAUUUGAUUGAUUUUUUUUGUUUGUUUGUUUGUUUGUUUGAUUGUUGUUUCCUUAUUAAAGUGUCAAAUCGUUUAUUCUGCUGUUAGCAGAAGUGCCAAAACAUUUCAAACAUUUGAUUUCCAUAUUAGUAUUAGAGCUGGUGAGGGGCUCCAAAAUGACUCACUGAUAGGCCACAUGUGUGUAUUUGUCAUUAUUGCAGAAAUUCUGAGUCAUGUUUUGCUCUUUUAAAACGGUAGCAUACACCCAUGAGAACAUUUCACUCAUCAAAGCCUCUCAGAUUAAAAGUGCUGGAGUAGGAUAUUUGACAAAGUCACAGUCUGCAUUAUGCUGAGAUCAACACAUCUGAACCCUCCCAUGCACCACAGCCUUACUGAAAUACGUAUAUUGCUACAUACUCAACAGAAUAAAAUGCAGCCUUGCUACAAGAGCAAAAAA